This is a messenger RNA of Austrofundulus limnaeus, 1072 nucleotides long. RefSeq lists its product as uncharacterized. Lineage: Eukaryota; Metazoa; Chordata; Actinopteri; Cyprinodontiformes; Rivulidae. The record is from RefSeq and is a predicted model, not a curated record.
AACAUCAUCAGAGCCUCCUAAAGCCUGACAGAACCUUUUAGGUGGACCCAAACCUGAUGGUAAAGCACACGUUUGUGUUUGUGAAUAUGGAAGGUGGUACGGGUGCACACAGUGUGUCAGUUUGAACCAACUUAUUGCACAACCAUGGUAAGAGCUGCAGUGACCAAGCUUCUCUUCCUCGUGAUCCUCGUCUUCAUCAUCUGCCUGCCAGAGUUCUUCAGAAUAUCCACAGUGUCGAAAGUGGAUUUCUUCUGCCUUCCCUACCGACACUGUGAACAAAGGAACCGGUUAAAGAAGGGGGAAAGUGGAAGGCCUGAAAAUGCUGAAGGAAAGAGAAAAGACAUUUGUGAUCUGUCUCAGACGGCAGAUGAUGAAAAGUGGGAGCGGCUCUGCACGCAAAACAAUCAAAACAAUUUGACAGAAACGUGGGAAAUCAGCGACGAUCCAAAAAUGAGCUGGUUCGUGUGUGAAACAGACACAAACAUGGAUGAACUCUACGGCAGGAUCUCAGCUUCAAGCGUGAAGAUGCAUUUUGAGGCAUCGGUCUGGCUUCAUCUCAACGACACAAAGAUCCUAACUGUCACUUUAAAUGGCCUCAGUAACCACAGCUCCAUUCACCCUGAAGAGGACGAAGACCAAACGGGUGACGGCGAAGGCCAGACGAGGGGUUUCUACUGCUGCCUUCCUCUCCUUCCCACGUCUAAAUCAACCAAUCAAAGCCGCUGUCUCCUUUGGCUCGCCAAUCGAACAGUUUUGACUGGAACAGCAAUGGAAAAGCUGCCAUGGAAACCAACAGAUGAAGAUGAGUGGUGUACGAUCAGGGUGAUCUGGCUGGCUCUGCUGUGUGUCGUGUUGCUGUGUGUGCUGACAACUGUCAUCAGACAAAUCUAUUUUGGAAAACAUUUGUUCACAAAACCUAAAGGGCCUCCUGGUUACCAGUUUACCAGUCAGCAGUUAAAUGUUGGUGAGACACAACCAGAUGUUACUACUUCUAAAGCAAGGACAAGACUCCAGUCAUCUGGGCUUCCUUCCUGGUCAGGACUCCCACCCAUUCAAGAAGAUGACAGUCAAG